Ilyonectria robusta is the source of this 3105-nucleotide messenger RNA. RefSeq lists its product as uncharacterized. NCBI's taxonomy places the organism in Eukaryota, Fungi, Ascomycota, Sordariomycetes, Hypocreales, Nectriaceae. Bases 407 to 2767 code for a protein of 786 amino acids. The record is from RefSeq and is a predicted model, not a curated record. The transcript has 2 exons.
CAACUUUCUUCUACCGGUACUCCUCCAUAGUCCUUAGCCGUCUUCUAUCCUCUGCUCUCCGUCUGCCUGUCAACACCCAAGCAACGCUCGCGGCACGACGGAGCCGGCACAUGGAUAGACGCACUCCUCCGUGGUUCAUCGUCAUCAGAUCCGUGGAUGACGUCCCACCAUCCCCGAUCCCCAUCUCAAAGACCCACGGGGACCUGGCAGCCACCUGCAUGGCAUGAUAUCCACCUCCGCCUCACCUUGAACUCUCCCUUCACGCCCGAUUUACCUCUGGGUAGCUCCAAGCUCAAGGCUCAAGCUCCUGUUGUCAACCUACCAUCUUCAUUCAUGACGAACCUCCCCCAGGUCUACAGCGUCGCUGUGGCUCAUACCCAAUCCUGCUGCUCCCUCCGACGCCACCAUGCCCAUCUUCCAGGACGACCUUGACCACCACUCUCCGGUCAACCCGUCCCCCAUUGAUGUUGCCGCGACAGGCCUCCGCCGUCUCUCUGAAGAGAGCAUUCGCACCGAGCUCUGCGAAGGUCCCAUUCCUGAUAGUCCACGCCGUACCCAGACAUCCAGGUCCGACGAUGGACCUGCGAUAUCGGACCGCAUUGCUCUCAUCGAAAGGCUGAAGCGCGCCCAGUCUCCCACCUGGAUUCCCAACCAUCACCUCGGGUCCAUUCUCCAACACACGAACUCCGUCUCAGCUCCUAAAAGACCACAAACACCGUCCGAAUCGUCGAGUCUCCUACCUCCGGCCCAGAUCAGUCUCGAGAAGGACGAAGCGCGUGAUGAUACCGACGAGAGGCUACAAGCCGGCCUCAGUAUCGAACGGCCCAGAUCGGCUCUGCACAGCGGAGACUUCACCGAGGAUGAAGUCGGGGCGGACAACCAGGCUAGGCCCGUUAGUCGGACACUCGCCGAUACACACCCAGCUCUCACCGAGAACCCGUGGAUUGCCACUUCUCCCCCAAGAGCAUUUGCGUCGUUUCAGUUUGAUCAGAGAAUCCCAUUGUCUGAGAGCACCGAGAGCUUCCCGUCAGGCACCUCACCUCUGUCAUCGUCUUUCUCCUCCGGUUUUAUAUACCAGGCCCCGACCAGCCCUCUAGUCCAAUCUGAGAGCUAUGAGGAACUGGAUCUUUCGAUGCCGCUGGACGGCAUUGAUUUCUCGUCUGGGCGUCUAGGCGCCAGGCGCUAUACCAUGAACUCGGCUACUACAUCGCCAUUCCCCUCUCCUUCCCCUCGGUACUCGAUGCCUCCAAGGAUAUCCUCUUAUCGAAGAGAAGCAACAUUUCCCUACCAAGCGCACCAACCCCGGAGGUCGUUGACUUCAAUCCCAAGCUUCGUGCAAGGCGGCACGUCGCCACAAACACCCGCCUUCUUGCGUUCUCGUCGAUCGUCCUUUGUUUCUGACUCCUCGCCGCUUCAUCAUGCCUCCAUGGUUGGCUCCUACGAAGAGAGCAUCCUCCGUGGUCGCAUGUCGACUACGCCGUCUAAGCCUCUUGAUUUCGUCGCCCAGAUCGGCGUCCUGGGCAAGGGGAAGUGCAAGUCCAGCCUCAAGUGUCCAGCUCAUGUCACUCUAUCAUUCCCAGCUGUCUAUUAUAGCUAUGGCAGCACAUCCCACGGCCGAUCAAAUUCAGAUGAUGGGCCUAGUCCUUACGUUGGUCAAAUCGACCUAGAAAACGGCCUUCCAAACCCGGAAGAUGAGCAGAGGUCCAAGAGGAAGGCUCAAAGUCGCUAUGCCGACAGGAAGACGGUCGAGGAAGAAGUGGACCCAAUGCCUCCCCAAAGCCCCGAGCAUGAGCUACGCCGAAAUUCAAGGGCGAAGCGGAAAUCCGGAGCCCCCAAGGUUCCCCCCGGAGGAAGUUAUAGGAUCCCCGAAAAGGGGCAGAUUCAAAUCAUCAUCAAGAACCCGAACAAAACCGCCGUCAAGCUUUUCCUGCUUCCCUAUGAUCUAACAGGAAUGGAGCCUGGAACCAAGACAUUCAUCCGCCAGCGCAGCUACUCUGCCGGCCCCAUCAUCGACAACGUCCCCGCGGCUUCCGAGCUGGACUCGACAGACCGCCCUAUACUUAGAUAUUUGGUUCACCUGCACAUCUGCUCGCCCGCCAAAGGUCGUUUCUAUUUGUACAAAAGCAUCCGCAUCGUCUUCGCCAACCGCGUUCCGGACGGGAAGGAGAAACUGCGAAACGAGACAACCUGGCCUGAGCCACGCUACACGCCUUACAAGCCGAUCCGUGUCAUGCACCCGUCAACGCCUGCCACGGGCCCAGGUGCGAUGCUCGCCGCCGACAAAGCCUGGCGCAGGAGAAGCGCCGGGUUUCCACUGGGACCGUCGAGUCAGGCCUUCGACGUGAUGGAUGAUGUGUUCCCCACUAAUGUUUACGCCGGUACCUCCUCUGGGACCUUCGCCGCUGGUAAUACGCAUCCCAUUGAGCCUGUUCCAUUCUGCCUUUCUGGCCGGGACCGGCUUGACAGUGAUGUCAGCGACACCACCGCUGUCACGGCGAUUGGAAGCAGCAUUCGCUCCCCGGGUUCCUCGCAGGCCAGUCGACCGACAACCCAGGACUUAUCCGGCACCCCUUCGGUGCCCUGGGGCCCGACGCUGUAUGAGAAGCUCAACAAGGGCGACCUUGGCUAUGGUGGAAAUGCUUUCUCCCUUGCUGGGAAUGGCUCAUCCGGCGGUGCCGAGGGUCUGCUCUCACAACGGCUACGGUCCCUCGGCGUGAAGCAGCCACCUCCUCCGCACGCACCGGCCGAAGAAGACGCCACCUUUUAGAUGAAGAUGCUCGCACCUAUUCUUUUGGAUUAAUACAUUUGUAAAUACACCCUUCACCCCAUAGCAAUGAUCGCCGCAGGCUGGGAGCGACCUCGCGGGGUUUUGAAACUGGCCACAUAGACGGGUGAAAAUUUUGUUUGUGGAGUUAAUCAUGGAAGGCACUGAAACUGGAAUCGGGACUGCACUACAACUGUGCUUGUUUUUAUUGGACUACGGAGUUCGGCGUUGCUUGAUACCAGCUUGAGAGACGAACAGAUCGAUAUUAGGAGAUCAUGGUAAGUACACAAGUUGAUCGCAGCGUCAUAGACAUAGUAACUUCUCAAAUCAUGUCAUAAAUA